Molecule: messenger RNA, 1013 nt
Organism: Culex quinquefasciatus (southern house mosquito)
Lineage: Eukaryota; Metazoa; Arthropoda; Insecta; Diptera; Culicidae
Product: general odorant-binding protein 45-like
Exons: 1
Coding region: 188-994 (268 amino acids)
Biological process (GO): sensory perception of smell
Molecular function (GO): odorant binding
Source: RefSeq, a predicted model, not a curated record
UUUUCUGUUUAGAGAUAAGACGCUUAAGAGCUUGGUGAUUGUUCAAUUUGGCACAUUGAUUCAAAAGUUUGUGAUGGACGCACGAAUGUUAUCUGUUGAGACGCGACCGGUAUUGAAUAACACUUUUUUUACGACAAUUUUACCUUUCUCAACUGAAAGUCACGUACUUGCGUGCAGCUAACGGUACAUGCACCAUUCGUAUAAAGAUUCCGGGUUGUCCACAGUCGAAAGCAUUCUUCGCAAAAUGCUGAUCCAAGCGGUUUUAGUUGCACUGCUCGCAAUAUCCAAAACCUACGCGAUCAGCGAUCACAAUGCCGUGUUCAAAAGUCCGCUGCACGCUCGAGCCGAGUGCGUCAAGUACCGGAUGGCGCAGAACACGACGUUGAUCGGAAGUCCGCUGCGCAGUGACGAGGAGUCGACGUGUGUCUGCCGGUGCGAGCUGAUCAAGCUGGGGCUGUGGGAUAGCUGUCGGGGGCAUCAACUGGAGGUUCCUUCGGAUCAGUAUUACGACCCGGAUGAGGAUGAUCGAUCCUACCGGGAGCGGCUGAGACAGUGUCUUAAGGAGCGGUUGACAUCGGAGAAAAAUCAGUGUAGCAAGUCGUUUGUGUACUACAAGUGUUACAACGAUCAGUAUGGGACGGUUUUCUUGAAUCGGCUUGGUUACGUUCCAAGUGGACAGUUGAAGCACGAGCAAAUAGUGAGGAAUUGUGCACGGAUUUUACAGCUUUCGAAGGGUGAUCUCAAGACGAUCGCUGAAAAUCCGCUUCAAGCCGAUAAAAGUGGGAAGUGUUUAUUCCGAUGCUUCUUGAUCCGUGAAGGUCUGUACAGUGAUCAUGGGGGAUUUAACGAAGAACGUGUAUUUGCUCAAUUUGCCAAGAAAAAUAAUCGAGAAUUAUUCUUGAGAAGACUUCAACAAUGCUACGAUCGUCUCCGGAGUGAAUGUUGGGAUCGUUGUACGCUAGCUACCAGACUGGUACAAGAUUGUUUGGACUAAAACGCGACUGCUUUGGAUA